ACCAUUUUAAGAAGGCGGGUCUAUUGAUCCGCAUGUGAACCAAUUAAAUAAUCGCAAACAUUACCGCUUUAGUUUAGCUAGCGACAUUUUUUGAAUGUUUAUAUGUAUUGGUAGCAGAUUAUAAAUAAAAAUGAGCGACGAAGCUGUAUUUGAAACAAUUGAAGAGGUCAAUAAGCAUAUCUCACACGUGGAAGAGUCAACCUGUGUGAAAUAUAUUUCUUACCGUGUAGACAAGCGAUUCAAUGACCAAGGUUGGAAACCACAGGACCACAAGAACCGGUUAUACUGGGAAUGGAAGUACGGCAAGGGUACUCCCUGUAUCCCCUUUGACAGAGUACCCUUCAUGUUCAUCGGACACAAGCUAAUGGGAUGCCACAGGGGCCGGGCAAAGUGUGGAUUCAAGAAGAGGCAGGAACUUGAGGAUCAAAGGGAAAAAGAUGGCAAGGAAAAAAGAAACCUGUUGCUGAAAACCAAGAAAGUAGCAUGCCCUGCUGUGUUCACAAUCAGCCACAUUGUGAAGUUCCCUGGAUUCAAGUUGGAGAAGGACACAUCAUGGUUGAGGGUCAUGUCUAUUUCCAUCAAACAAGCUCUCCAGACAGACCCAGCCUCAGUGCAGUGGAAGAUACAGUAUUUCCUCAAAAUACCCAGUGUCACUGACCACAAGGGCCAUCCUAUUGGAAAGAUCAGAUGGACGACAGGGUCAAAGGUUACAUCCGAGCGUUGGUGCAGCAGGGGGUGAGGAAGGUGAAGGAGGUAAAGAACCAGAUGGUCCAGUACGUGCGGACGGGGCUGUUCCAAGACACGACCCCGCCGC
This is a messenger RNA of Oncorhynchus tshawytscha (Chinook salmon), 814 nucleotides long. RefSeq lists its product as uncharacterized. The record is from RefSeq and is a predicted model, not a curated record. The coding region runs from base 131 to 739 and encodes 202 amino acids. Gene Ontology annotation, molecular function: DNA-binding transcription factor activity. NCBI's taxonomy places the organism in Eukaryota, Metazoa, Chordata, Actinopteri, Salmoniformes, Salmonidae. The transcript is spliced from 5 exons.